AUGUCUACAUCAGAUCGAUAUGGCAAAGCAGCACAACUUCGUGGAUCUGUCAGUUUAUUUGUAUUGCUUGGUAUCACCUGGGCUUUGGCGAUACUGGCAAUCAGUGAGGCUGGUUUAGUCGUCAAUUAUUUGUUUGCGAUUGCCAAUUCUCUUCAAGGAUUAAUUAUAUUUAUAUUUUUCUGCGCUUUGAGGAAGGAUGUCCAGAAAGAGUGGAGAGAUGCGUUUUGUUCACGUUGUCAGCGUUCAUCUCGAUCUGCAGAAUUUUCUAAAAUGUUGCUGCAUCCUAAACUAUCUAACAAUGAAUCAUCCAAUUCUGCUAUACUUAUUAGUCCUGCCCAGAAGCCAAAUUGUCAAGUGGUGAAUGACAGAUUGAUGCUUCCAGCAAAAAUGUUUUCAAAUUUAAUUCAUGGAAGACAAAUGCAUAUGAAUUUUGAUCGUCUGAGAAAGCUGCAAAUGUUUGCUAAAAACUUGUCUCCUGAUAAGAUCAAACUGAGUACGCUGAAAGGGGAGGGAGACCUUCAAAAUCUGGAAUUGGAUGAAAAAGUAUUGAUGGAUAUAAUGGAUCUGCCAACAUGGGUCAUACUUACCAAAGCUGUGUGUAACAAGGUUUCCAUCAAGAUACCAUGGACUAAGUUGAAAACCCAUCCGGCUACUCUGUACUUGGAUCAAGUGGAAAUUGAGAUGGAAAUCAGUGACAACCUCAGACAUCCCAAUGAUUAUAUACCACUGCACAGUUCUGGUGGUAAGUAUGGUUUCUCAGAUCGUGUCAUUGAUGGACUCUAUGUGGUGGUAAAUGCAGUUAAUAUUAAUUUCCACUCCAAGGCAUUUCAAGCUUCCGCACAAAUAUCAAGAUUUCGUAUCCGAAGUACAAGCCCUAUGUGGCAGCCAUCUGACUUGAGACUGACACGCAUUAAAGACAGCAAUCGAGACGAGAUUCUUAUAUUCAAAGAAGCUGAUUGGUCCACACUACGCAUUGAGAUUGACGCCAUCAAAAAGGAUCCUGAACGUCCAACAACUCCCAUUCGACUGAUCACAAACCAGGGCAAGAUUCGUUUCACCAUCAAGAAGAGACUGAGUGACUGCGUGAUGCUCACAUCCAAAGUUCAGUUACUUUUAGAAGAUUUGCUAUGGGUACUUACUGAUUCACAACUGAAAGCAUUUAUUGAGUAUCUACAGUUUCUUGGUGCUCUACAGAAACAGUCUGAAAAUGAAGUUAAGACAAGUACCAACAUACAGUCACAGGCUAAAAUGAUAGCAGAACAGGCUAAAGGUAAACAAUCUCAAGCCACACAGCAUCAACACCUAUCAGCUGAAGAUCUGGCAAUGACAAGAUUCUUUGAUAAAUUUGAUGUAGUAGAGACUUCAUAUCACUUGACAAUGCAUAGGGUGGACUUACAUCUGUGUGAUGAACAGAAUAGACCACAGUCUGAAGAAAGUUUCCGAAGACGUACAGAUGGAGGUGCUAUGCAGAUUACAUUACAGAAGUUUUCGCUUGACCUUUACCCAUAUCACAUUGCAAACACCAGUAGGGCACAUUGGGAAAGAUUUGACGAUGCAAUGUCAGCCAGAGACUGUUGGGUAGAACAUCUCAUGGCCCACUUCAAACAACAGGUCAACAACGCUAGGGAGGGUGGUAGGCCGUUCAAGUCUCAGCCGAGGCCACACACAGAGGACAGAGGCCAUCAAGUAAGAGGUCACUCAAUACCGCAGACAAAGAGCAAGAAGCAGGCAAGAUUACUUGAGAACACGCUGGUUCUACGACUGGAGGAUUUCUCAAUCUAUGCUGUGUCAACAACCCAAUCUAGUCACAAGGCACCGUCCAAGAAAUUUCUAUCAUCAGAUAAGAAGGCGUUGUUUUUGCCCCCUGAAAUCUCAUCCUUACAUGUUGAGUACACAUCAUACUAUUUUCCAGAGGGACUUGACUUUCCAGUUCCUCAAGCAAAUGUAUUUGUGAAAUUGAACCCACUGCAGUUGACUCUGGAUAUACCAACUAUACUAUGGCUUAGCCAGUUUGCCAGUCACAUGGCUACUGGUGUUAAAGAUGAUGGUGGCCCAGUUAUUGAGUUUGAACAUAGGGAUAUCAGAAUAGAUGCAUUAAUGCCAAAGUUUGUUCUUCCAGCUGAGCCUGAGGUUCUACACCAGCCAGACCGACCAAAGUCGUUACAAAUACAGUCAUCGCAGAUCACAAUAUCAAACUGUCGAAGCGCAACCAAUUCAACCAAAUCAGAUCUAGGAUCUACUCUACAAAACAUGUACAGUGGAAAGCUGUUCUGUGAAAGGAAGUCUUACCCAGGUGAUAAAAACGACCUCAAUGGUGUCCCAAAGAUGUUUUGGAAUCAUGCCUAUGAUGACAAGAAGCCAAGAAACCCUAAACAUUGCGCAGAAUCAGACAAGUAUUCUGCAAAAGUAUGUGAAAAUGGUGCAGUACCUGCAAUGCUUGAUCAGGCUGCGAGGAACCAGAGUGAGUGUGAUGACCCUACUCAGCAAAGACACAGUAAUGGCUUAGAACAUUCUGAAGGAUCCCCGUUACAUUCAAAGUCUUUCGCAACCUAUGCAUCUGAAGACAUUUGGUGUGUGAACUUUGAUCAGGUGUGGUUAGAAUUUCUUGGUGCUGAAAGUACAAAGGGGAGGCCAGUAUCUCUUCUUGAAGCUAUCCCUCUUUCUAUCUGGGUAUGCUUCCCAAAGAACAGUAAGAGUUAUCGUGAGAAAAGCAAUAAAGCAAAGAUUGCAAACCCAGGGGAUACAAUAUUAUCUAAACAUUCCAUAACAGCAAUACAAGAAAUGGAUAGAGUGCAGAGGAGGAAACUCUUACAUGAAUAUUACAAAUCUAAAUCUUCCACUGAGUCAAGUAUGGAUUCCUCUAUUGCUAGCCCUGAAGCAUCAGCUGCUUAUCCAUUUUCAAGAUCUCAGUCAGACUCUGUUUUCCUGAACUCUCUCACAGAAAGAGAACCUGAUCCAAGAGAUUGUUACAGCGACUCUAAAGGAAGUCCCCCACCUCCUCGAUAUGUGCAUUACAGCACAAGUACUGACAGUUCCUCCUCAACGUUUGCUGACUUUCUCACUGGUCCGGAGACAAACGUGCAUGGUGGAGAGCAAGAAGAGGAACCUUCUGCUGCAGAUGAUUCUGAGGAGAGUUACAUUGCUGACAGAUGCAUCAUUGUUCAUUCUGAUUCUAAGGCUAGGUUUAUGUUGAAUCACUAUCAGCUGCUCUUUCUUCUAAGACUGAUAGAUUCUUUUUCAGCUAUGAUGGUUGUACUUGAAGAAGACUAUGUGAUGUUCUUCAAGCAGCCAAGCCAAGUAAAAAGCAUGAUGAUUUCUCUGAGGCUCCAGCAGGUUGAGUUGACCCUUCUCAUGCCACCACUGCCAGAUGUAGGAGAAGAUGAGUUUAAAGAUGGGUUGAAUCUUGAUGGUUCAAAAAAGGAGAUGCAGCUGUUAAGUGUUGAAACUAGCGGUGUUCCAUCAGACAGUGUAACAUCACAUGACAGUGGUCUUGGAACACCUACAACCGAGACCGGGAAAUCUGAUCUUGAAGUGAAACAGAAUAGCGAAGGAACUGUUCAUGUGGAUGAUGGCAAUGAGUUGAUGAGUGAGAUGAGUGAGGGGGGUAUAUUAGUAGAGGAAUCAUCUGCAUCUGGUGGAAUAGCUGAAGAUUUGAAGAUAACUGAUGAGCCAAAAGUAGAAUUCCGAAAAGUAAACCGGGAUUUCGUUACCCUGCAAGUCGGUUCACCAAGCAAGAAAAAUGAACUGCUUAACUCUCUUCCAAAAUAUGAUACACCUUUGGGAAGUAAGGGUGACAUAAACUACAUUCAAUUACAAAAACUUAAAGGUAGUGGCUUAGUCAAGUCUCCUAAAAGUUCCUCGUUCGCAGGCCUCAGUUCAAGUCUAUCAGAAUCUCAGGUAUCCUUGGAUGAAAUAUCUUCACUAGACUCCAGUUCUCACUGGGAUACGUUAUCAGUAAGCAGUGACACCAGCGACCCCUUUGUCGUCCUUGGUGGUGGUGUGCCAUCUAUUUCUGGAGAUGGUGAGUCGGAUGCUAGCUGUGGUAGUGAAAACGUUCCACAGAUUGUUACAAACCUCUCCAGUGACCGUACAAGUAGCAGAGCCAGUACUCCAUCUAUCGCUGGUAGCUGUGUCACUGAUAGGAAACAACGUAACGUGUCCAUUGUGAUUGCGAAUCUGAGAGAUUUCCAGAUAGCAUUGGAGUUUAACGGUGACAAUUCAACCAUCAAACUGCUGCUUCAUGAUAUUGAACUUGAAGAGAAGAGGAAUCAUGAUAUGGAUUAUUUUAUAUCCAAGCGCAUUGCAGAUGGAUCUUCCAAAAUUAAAUCAGCGCCACCACUAGAAGCAAGUAAAGUAGAGAAUCCAGUGGUGUCUGUCAGACUUAGUAUGGGUCCCUCAGCUGAGAAAUACUGUGCUGGUGUUGGCGAUAGAAGUCAUCUGGAUGUCAGAGUAGAUCAACUUAAUACCAAGGUGUCUCUUUCUACUGUCACUAAUCUCUUGAGUCUUAUUGAAGAUGAAUUACUUGGCCCCUGUAUGCCAAUGGAUAUUAAGAUUACAAAGGCUGAUAUUAAGUUAAUAAGUGACUCGCCGCCAGUUUACCCUUUAUGUCAUCUUCAAUCUGAUGAACCACUUAUAUUAUAUUUACAAUCUGCAAUAGUCAAGAGAACACUAGAUGGAGUCUUCCAUAUUAAUGCAAUAGAAAGCAAGGAUAAAGAUUUAGAGGAUUUGGUUCCUCAAUCUGAAGAGGUUGCUGAUCUGCAGACACACAAUAAACGACUGAAAGAACAGUUAGAGAUGACAAGAACAGCCCUGGCAAAUGUCGAACAUGAAAGAUUGUCGCUUACAACUUCACUAACUCGCCUGCAGCAGGAGUUGAUCACUGUGGAGAGAGAGAAAGAUAGCCUCAAAGUCAAAGUUGAUAAAUUGAAGAGUACUCUACUCAAAAGGUGA
Molecule: messenger RNA, 4950 nt
Organism: Saccoglossus kowalevskii
Lineage: Eukaryota; Metazoa; Hemichordata; Enteropneusta; Harrimaniidae
Product: bridge-like lipid transfer protein family member 3B
Source: RefSeq, a predicted model, not a curated record